This is a messenger RNA of Melanaphis sacchari, 2660 nucleotides long. RefSeq names its product death-associated protein kinase related-like. Gene Ontology annotation, molecular function: ATP binding; protein serine/threonine kinase activity. Gene Ontology annotation, cellular component: nucleus. The record is from RefSeq and is a predicted model, not a curated record. NCBI's taxonomy places the organism in Eukaryota, Metazoa, Arthropoda, Insecta, Hemiptera, Aphididae. Gene Ontology annotation, biological process: positive regulation of apoptotic process; protein phosphorylation; intracellular signal transduction.
UUCUCGAACGGACCGGCGCGAGGACCGCGUUCAACACCGCUCCACGGGACACAGACCAGUCGCGGCGGCCAUUUGCGGAUGCGUAGUCGGCGGUACCGGUUGUUCGUGUCGUGUUUGUACGUGCGUGUGCAGUCCUCGUCGAGUGCGACGCGAAUAUUCGCAAUAAAAUUUAUAUUAUUUUUGUGUCGAUAUAAAUGAUAAUAUUAUCAGUCGUUUUUGAUAACGUGGAAGAUUUUUGAUUUCAUCGCGCUGGUUAAUGUGUUAUACCGUCCGUUUUUCUCAUCCGUACUAUUGACCGAUCUUCGGUCGACGACUAUCUAUAAUAUUAUAUCCGCUGUUUACAUCGUUAUCGUUGUUGUAACCCCCAUAGAGGUAUAUUAUGCGAUUCUCGAAAUUUUAUUUUUGUAUUUUAUUAAAAUUGAUAACGGAAAAUAAAAUUUACUGUAACGUUUGAUAAUUCGCUUCGAUUUGUGGCGGGUGUUUUCGGUCGAAACCGCCGACGGAAUAGUGGUAAUUUGUGUAAGAGUUAUUUAAAAAAAAAAAAAUUUUUUUACUUAUCUCACGGGUGGCGUCACACGCACCCGCAUUGUGCGCGUUUCCCACAACCGUGUGCCGGCAUGAAGGAGGUGGUGUCCAUUAACCCGUCGCCGCCGUCGCAGCCGCAGCUGAUAAGGGCCAAACAACCUGGAUACUUGGACCUGACGGCCGAACAGAUAGACAGACUCAUCAGUAAAGAUCCCAUUGACAAGGAUUACGACGUAGAAACUGAACCAUUUGCCAGGGGUAAAUAUGCGACGGUCCGGAGGUGUCGAGACAAACAGACCGGCAAACAAUAUGCAGCCAAGUUUCUGCGGAAACGCCGGCGGAACGCCGACCUACGACCCGAAAUUCUACACGAGGUGGCCGUGUUGGAAGCAUGCACAUACAACAGCCGCAUCGUCAACCUGUACAAAGUGUUCGAAACCAGCACGGAAAUGAUAUUGCUACUAGAACUAGCACCUGGUGGUGAGCUACAAAUGGUCUUAGACAGGGACGAAGUACCGUCUGAACCAGAGGUAGCUCGGCUCAUGCGACAGAUACUUGACGGGUUGCACUACUUGCAUACCAUAAACGUUGCGCAUCUAGACAUCAAGCCACAAAAUCUUGUAUUGACUGCCGACUUCCCGAACUGUGAUGUAAAACUAUGUGACUUUGGUAUAUCCAGGUACCUGAGCGAAGGGGCCGACGUGCGAGAAAUACUCGGCACGCCCGACUACGUGGCCCCCGAAGUGUUAAACUACGAACCAAUCGACGUGCAAACUGACAUGUGGUCCAUUGGAGUCCUACUGUACGUACUGUUGACCGGGUGUUCGCCGUUCGGCGGUGACACCAAACAGGAAACGUUCUGCAACAUAUCACAAUGCAAACUCGAUUUUCCUGAAGAUCUAUUUCAGGAUAUAUCUGAGGAUGCUAUUGAUCUCAUGAAGAAGCUGAUGGUGAAAAACCCCAGGGAUCGCCUCACUGCCAAGGACUGCUUGGAACACUGUUGGUUUCAUAGAACACAAACGAUGACGUCGACGGCGUGCACUACGCCCUCGAGAAUAUUCAACGGACAGGACAGCGGCGGUAGCAGCAGCAGCAACGCUUCCGAUUCGUCCAUCUGUGCGGUGGUGACCAACACCCUGUCGGACGUCGUGGACCGCGUCACUGCCGGAACCGCCACCCCCGUGACGACAGCUGUCAAACACCAGCAACACCAACAGAACCACCAGCAACACCAACAAAACCACCAGCAACACCAACAAAUACCACACCACCUAUACCAACAGCAACAGAAAAAGUUUGCCGCCCUGCAGUCGAAGAGCUGCGACAACUCGCCCGCGCCGCCGGCGAUGAGCGCUUCUCGGCGCAAGUCGUUCAAGGACAACAUGGAGUCGCUGGUCCGGCGGCUAGACCGCGAACUGGCCGACAGCUGCCAACGGAUGGUCGGCGAACCGAGUCCGCCGCCACCGCAGGCCGCGGCCGCCCCGCCGGGCCGGACGCUGAGCCGAGCCAGCGGCACGCCGCAGACGAUGCCGUGGAGGACUGGCGCGUCCAGCAGCCGCGUGGCGGUGCCGUUCACGUUCCGCAGAACGGCGGUGGACGAACCGUCGCCGCCGUCGCCGUCGUCGUCGCUCCACCCGGAAUACCACCACCAAGCGCGGGCAAAAUCACGUCGUCGACGCGCCAGGGCGGCCAGCAGCGCUGACACUUCGUCCGUGGGCGACUGCAGCAGCACCGACACCGUCGGCAGAGUUCUCCUUGCAUCGAUUCGACGGCGACCGGUUCCAUCAUAUCGCCAGGGCUCGCUGGACCAUCGCUUCGAUAGAUGGUCGUGUCGUCUCCUCUCUUAUAUAUCCUCCUCCGUCGUGGUGUGGUCGACAUCCGCCGACCUGUGCGGCAGCCAGGCUGGUGAAAUAUCCGCGUCGUGCUUUAACGUCACGGAACGCACCGGCGGCGAUCGCAGAAGAGCCAGCCGAAGAGUGCAGCGGCACUUAUCGCUGAGCCAUGUCGCAGUUCAUAACCGUUGCGACGACAUCCGGCCGAAACCCCGCCGGCCUCGGGUGUUCGACGACUUCGGGCCGGCGGCGCAGCCGCUUCCGAGACAACGCAGGACCAGUGGUGCGUGGGCCUGGAACUGA